GCAAGAGGCCAGGUGCUUCACUACAACAUCUUCCAGCAAGAGGCCAGGUGUUUGACUACAACUUACAGCAAGUGGUCAGGUGCUUCACUGCAUCUUCCAGCAAGAGGCCAGGUGCUUUACUACAACAUCUUCCAGCAAGAGGCCAGGCGCUUAACUACAACAUCUUCCAGCAAGAGGCCAGGUGUUUGACUACAACUUACAGCAAGUGGUCAGGUGCUUCACUGCAUCUUCCAGCAAGAGGCCAGGUGCUUUACUAUAACAUCUUCCAGUAAGAGGCCAGGUGCUUCACUACAUCAUCCAACAAGAGGCAAGGUUCUUCACUACAUCUUCCAGCAAUAGCCCAGGUACUUCACUACAUCUUCCAGCAAGAGAUCAGGUGCUUCACUACAACACCUUCCAGCAAGAGGCCAGGUGCUUCAAUACAACAUCUUCCAGCAAGAGACCAGGCGCUUCACUACAUCUUCCAGCAAGAGGCCAGGUGCUUCACUACAUCUUCCAGCAAGAGGCCAGGUGCUUCACUACAUCUUACAGCAAGAGGCCAGGUCCUUCACUACAACAUCUUCCAGCAAGAGGCCAGGUGCCUCACUUCAACAUCUUCCAGCAAGAGGCCAGGCGCUUAACUACAACAUCUUCCAGCAAAAGGCCAGGCGCUUCACUAUAUCUUCCAGCAAGAGGCCAGGUGCUUCACUACAACAUGAGGACUGUGUGGAAGGUGCGGACGACCCACCUUCUGGCCAUCUACCUCUCUCUCCUAGCCCUAGGAGUCCUAGUAGAACUUGAACUGCCAAUAGAACCUCCCAUCCUCCUCAACUCUUUGCCCCUGGAGGACGUGAGGAAGUCACGUCAACCCUUCAGGGACGAUACACGUCUUCAACACCUCAGUGACCAUUACAACACACCUUCUACAUUACUUUUACCAAACGUCAGUGAACCAGGUACUGAUUUUGACUUCUCGCCUCGUCUGAAUUAUGACGAGUUACUUACUACCUCAUAUAAUCCCUUUGACUUAUACAUUGGCAUGUAUGGUGUCAGCGUGACAGCUAGGGCAUAUGUUGAUGCCCAUGUCAGUCAGUUUGUCAGUGAUAGAAGUGUGCUAAUUGAUAAUCAAAAUUCAGAUUCGAGACAUAAAACCAAAUCUGAUGAAAAUGUAAUUUUACGUAAAUACAAGUUUUCUACGGAGGUGAACGCAUACGACGAGCUCGCCUACCUCCUGACGACUUCUAAGACACAUUGUUUAACUGUGGAGUCGGUCUCGCAGCCUAGGCAUUCCUCAGGAGGAUCCAGAUACCGCUGUUCCAUUCACAUUUUUAGCGAAUGUGAGCGCAAAACUUCCUGGAGCAAGACAAAGAAAUUUGGCAAGCGGUGUUCACGAGACACGCGACCUGCCUAUAAAGUGCACCCAGCCAGUGAGAGACUAACAAAAACUAACUCUAAUGGUACCUUCCCAACCAAGACUGAAUAUAAGAUUCCUGAUCUCACAGAGAUACAUCCCAUUAAAGUAAAUCCCAUGAAGGCGCAAAAGAGCUGGACUGAGGGAGUAACUAGCGAAGGAGAGGCAACCCACCACACUGUCACCGUCGAUGCUCACUACACCUUCUUGAAGAACCUGAAGACACUUGGUUCCCACCAGCGAUUAUUACUGCACACAAUAUUUGACCUGGCGGGACUAAACUCUCUCCAUAGAUACGAGAUUAUCAGAAGACUGGUGCAGGUGAUGAGUUGGGUGCUUUCACGAAGAGGUUACCAGCUAGUGCACUCCUCGGCUAAGGUUGAGGAUCUACUUCAGUACCUCCAACAGGAAGGCCUUCAGCGCCCUCUACUCGUUCUCACACUAUGGCACCUUCAGUAGCUAUGUUAGAAAGGACUGACCUAAAUGAAGCAGAUCGAGAAAUUUGCAAAAAAAAGAAAAAAAAAGGAAGAAAUUGACUUGGGAUGUAGGAGAACUUGCAUAAUUACAAAACUCUGCUUCUGAAGUUAAACUUUUAUCUAUCCUCUCAGCAUCAGUUGUU
Cherax quadricarinatus is the source of this 2009-nucleotide messenger RNA. Lineage: Eukaryota; Metazoa; Arthropoda; Malacostraca; Decapoda; Parastacidae. The record is from RefSeq and is a predicted model, not a curated record.